Molecule: messenger RNA, 3900 nt
Organism: Lolium perenne
Lineage: Eukaryota; Viridiplantae; Streptophyta; Magnoliopsida; Poales; Poaceae
Biological process (GO): protein phosphorylation
Molecular function (GO): ATP binding; protein kinase activity
Source: RefSeq, a predicted model, not a curated record
CCGCCGCCAUCAACCGCAGAAGCUGAUCACAUCUCGUCGGGGACUGCGGAGGUGACGCCGGCGCGCUGAGCUGAACGGUGCAGUCCAUGUCCGCCCCGCCGCCGGGGGAUAUUCAGUCGCCGCCGGCCGAUACUCCCCCUGACACGAGCCCGCCGCCGCCUCCUGAAACCAGCGACCCGCCGCCGCCUCCACCUCACACUGCUCCUCCCCCGCCGUCGCCAUCAGUUCAGCCGCCUGCACCAUUGCCAGAUACUCCUCCACCGUCGCAGCCGCCCAGUAAUCCACCACCGUCCCCGCCACCCAGCAGUCCUCCACCGUCACCGCCAAGCACACCUCCACCUUCGCCGCCGGCGCCGACGCCACUGCCAAGCACACCUCCACCUGUCGCGCCUGUGAUCCCGCCUGAUCCGCCUGCAUCAUCUCCUCCUCCCGCAUCGACGCCAGCUACGCCAGCUGCUCCCACGCCGUCUGCACCUCCUACGCCCACGCCGGUGAUGCCAGAUACUCCGCCCGCAUCUUCUCCGCCUGAGACGCCGGUGGCGCCUGUUGACCCACCGCCAUCUUCUCCUAGCCCGACACCUGACCUGCCACCAUCUUCUCCACCGCAGGUGACCCCAGUUUCCCCGCCAGCACCAGUGACGCCGGUCGACCCGCCGCCAUCAUCUCCUCCGCCCGUUACGCCAGCUGUCCCGCCAACGCCGGUGGCGCCUGUCGACCCGCCGCCAUCUGCUCCUCCGCCGGUGACACCAGCAGCCCCGCCGCCAUCUUCUCCGGUGACGCCGGCCGCCCCGCCACCAUCUUCGUCUCUGCCUGUGACGCCGGCUGCUCCGCCCGCAUCGUCACCUCCCCCGGAGCCACCCGCGACGCCAGCUGCUCCGCCAGCAUCGUCCCCGCCUCCGAUGACGCCAGCUGCACCACCUGCAUCUUCUACUCCACCGGAGGCUCCGGUUAAGCCGGCCGCACCGCCAGCGUCUUCUACUCCACCAGUGGCACCGUUACCUUCUCCGUCGGGGCCGCCCGUGACACCUGCGCCACCCGCAACAUCUCCACCUUCUCCAGCAGCGCCUGCACCAACAACGCCUUCACCGUCCGCUCCGGUGACGCCAGCUCCGCCUGCACCAUCUGCGGCUUCUCCGGUAGCGCCGUCAGCACCAACACCAUCCCCGUCUCCACCUUCUCCUGUCGACCCAGAACCAUCCCCGCCAUCCCCUGUGACACCUGUGCCAGUGCUACCAACGCCAUCUCCCGUAGACCCGGCACCACCAUCGUCGUCGCCGCCGGCUCCAGUAGGGCCAGCACCACCAAUGCCAUCUCCCGUGAGACCGGCACCGCCGGCACAGUCACCGCCUGCUCCAGUGGGACCCGUACCACUGCCACCAUUGCCGUCGCCAUCUCCCUUGAACCCUGCGCCACCAGCACUGUCGCCGCCGGCUCCUGUGGGACCAGCACCACCACUGCCGUCGCCAUCCCCAGUUAACCCGGCACCACCAGCAUUAUCACCAGCGUCUCCGGUUAACCCGGCACCACCAGCACUAUCUCCACCAUCUCCGGUCGUGCCCACACCACCAACGACGUCGCCACCGUCUCCCGUGAACCGGGCACCACCUGCAUCGUCCCCGCCAUCUCCAGUGCAGCCGGCUCCACCAACAUCGUCUCCGCCAUCAGGCCCAUCAUCACCAGUGAACCCAACGCCACCAGCGUCGUCUCCUCCUUCACCUGCACCACGGACGUUGUCGCCGCCAUCUCCCGCGGCGCCAGGACAACAAACUACGUCUCCGCCAUCUCCCGUAAACCCCUCACCACCAUCGACGUCCCCGCCCACUCCAAGAACACCAUCCUCACCUCCAUCAACCUCCCCGACGCCAAGGACACCGACGUCCCCACCUUCCCCAGCCACUCCAGCUCCGCCCAUGCCAUCGUUCCCUCCACCUUCUUCCACAAAACCGCCAUCCCGUGUCACUCCCGCUCCUCCUGGCUUCACCCCGUCACCCCCAAGCGGCGGCAUCUCGAACUCACCACGUUCGUUUGUCAUACCCCCGUCAUCGUCGCCACUGCCCUCGCCGUCGCACUCACACACGUCCAAGGCAGUGAUCGGCAUCUCCGUUGCUUCGGCAGUGGUGGUGAUCGGCCUCGUGGCCGGGCUCAUCUACUGCUUCGUGGGGAAGCGACGUCGUCAGCGUCGCCGCGGCCGCCGUCCGCCACCGGACUCAUCAAGCAAUCCCUACAACCAGCGACUACCGGUGGUGUCGUCGCGCCAGCAACGGCAACCGCCACACACCUCCUCGGCGCCCCUAUCAUACAUAACGUACGCACCACGUGCUGCCGCCGCCUCGUCGUCGUGGCACAGCAGCGCCGCCGUCGCGUCCGACCCGCCGCCACCCCAGCAUCCCGCCGUCAAGGGCGGCACGGUGUCGUACGCGGACCUCGCGGCGGCGACGGGCGGGUUCUCGGAGGCAAACCUGCUGGGGCAGGGCGGGUUCGGGCACGUGUACCGCGGCGAGCUGGGCAACCGAGAGGUGGCCAUCAAGCGGCUCCGGCCGGGCAGCGGGCAGGGCGACCGCGAGUUCCGCGCCGAGGUGGAGAGCAUCGGCCGCGUCCACCACCGCCACCUCGUCUCCCUCCUUGGCUACUGCGUCCACGACCAGCAGCGCCUCCUCGUCUACGAGCACGUCUCCAACCACACCCUCGAGUUCCACCUCCACGGGGACGGGGCGACGCUGGACUGGGAGCGGAGGUGGAAGAUCGCGCUCGGAUCGGCAAAGGGGCUGGCCUACCUGCACGAGGACUGCCAUCCUAAGAUCAUCCACCGCGACAUCAAGGCGGCCAACAUUCUACUGGAGGACAAUUUCGAGCCCAAGGUUUCGGACUUUGGGCUGGCCAAGAUCCAAAACGUAGACGACAGCCAUGUUUCCACGCGCGUAAUGGGGACUUUCGGGUACAUGGCUCCGGAGUACACGAACACCGGGAAGAUUACAGACCGGUCCGACGUCUUCUCCUUCGGCGUGGUGCUUCUGGAGAUCAUCACCGGGAUGAGGCCUGUCCUCCCCGGGGAGCACGACAAUGACGAGACUCUGGUUUCCUGGGCACGGCCUCUGCUGGCAAAAACUUUUGAGGAGCAAAUCUCCGGCGAGCUGAUCGAUCCAAUGCUUGAAUCCACCUACGACGCCCACGAGAUGCAGCGGCUGAUCGCGUGCGCGGCCGCCGCGGUGCGCGACACAUCCCGCUCCCGCCCUCGAAUGAGCCAGAUCGUCCGGUACCUGGAGGGCGAGCUGCCGCUGGACGCCCUCAACGCCGGCGUCGAGCCGGGGCAGAGCGAGACGCACGACGACGGCGAGAGGGAGCAGCUGAGGCGGAUGAGGAGGAUGGCGUUCUUCAUGCCGGGCGCCGACAGCGACACGGGCGCCACCGGCAUCGUCAGCGAGGCCACGAGCGAGUACGGCCUGUACGCGUCCAGCUCCAGCAGCGGCGGCGACGAGGCGCAGACGACGAGCCGGCCGCGCGCAGGCGAGCUCGGCGCGACGAGCAGGCGCACGCGGCCGGGGCGCGCCGGAUUGCUGUGAGCGUCACGUGAUGCUUGUUGCAAAAUUUCUGGAACUGUUGGAUGUUUAGGCUUAGUCUUUAUCGUUGGAUUUUACGAUUCUUUGGGGAGAUCCACCUGUGAGAAAAGCGUAGUGGUCGAACUGUUUUUGGUUUGCCAUUUUCUAUUGAAUUUUGCUCUGGUGCAAAGCUAAGAAAAGUUAGCAGGUGAGGUUAGAUCAGAUUAGUUCUCAGUUUUGGUCACUUCGGAACACAUAAACAUGUCUUAUACAUGGCAGUUGUUAGUCUCUAACGGUGAUACAAUUGCUAAGGUGUCUUGGAGCCCUUCCACCUAAUAUGACUUUUAUGAGGAAAUUUAGUUGA